AGGAGAAUGGGGAGGAGCUGGGGGGCAGGCGAUCGGGGAAGGAGGGGUCUUAAGGGGCGGCGAGCCCAGGUCGGAUUUCCUCCGAGGCUGGCGAUCGGCGAGGCUCCCACCUUCGCCUAGAGCUCUCUGCGGCCGCUCUGCUCCGCGCCCGCCGGACACCCGGACCGGACCACGAUGUGGAGACGCUGGCUCGCGCUCGCGCUGGUGGCCGGCGCCUGGGUCCACGCCGAGGAAGAACUAAGAAGCAAAUCCAAGAUCUGUGCCAACGUGUUUUGUGGUGCAGGCCGGGAAUGUGCAGUCACAGAGAAAGGAGAGCCCACCUGUCUCUGCAUUGAGCAAUGCAAACCUCACAAGAGGCCUGUGUGUGGCAGUAACGGCAAGACCUACCUCAACCACUGUGAACUGCAUCGAGAUGCCUGCCUCACUGGAUCCAAGAUCCAAGUUGAUUAUGAUGGGCACUGCAAAGAGAAGAAAUCUGUAAGUCCAUCUGCCAGCCCAGUUGUUUGCUAUCAGGCCAACCGCGAUGAGCUCCGGCGUCGCAUCAUCCAGUGGCUGGAAGCCGAGAUCAUCCCAGAUGGCUGGUUCUCAAAAGGCAGCAACUACAGUGAAAUUCUAGACAAGUACUUUAAGAACUUUGAUAAUGGUGACUCUCGCUUGGACUCCAGUGAAUUCCUGAAAUUUGUGGAGCAGAAUGAAACUGCCAUCAACAUCACCACCUACGCAGACCAGGAGAACAACAAGCUGCUUAGAGGACUGUGUAUCGAUGCUCUCAUUGAAUUAUCUGAUGAAAAUGCUGACUGGAAACUCAGCUUCCAAGAGUUUCUCAAGUGCCUCAACCCAUCUUUCAACCCUCCUGAGAAAAAGUGUGCCCUGGAGGAUGAGACGUACGCGGAUGGGGCUGAGACCGAGGUGGACUGCAAUCGCUGUGUCUGUGCCUGUGGAAACUGGGUCUGCACAGCCAUGACCUGUGACGGAAAGAAUCAGAAGGGCACCCAGACCCGGACAGAGGAGGAGAUGACCAGAUAUGUCCAGGAGCUCCAGAAGCACCAGGAAACAGCUGAAAAGACCAAGAGGGUGAGCACCAAAGAGAUCUAAUGAAGAGACAUGUCAGAACGGUGUCUGGAGUCCGGCACCUUCUCUUCCACUUCAGCGCUGAGUCCAGUAUACGCGAGUGUCUGCUACAAUCGCCAAAUCACCAGUAUUUGCUUGUAUAGCAAUGAGUUUUAUUUUGUUUAUUUGUUUUGCAAUAAAGAAUAUGGGGGUGGCUGGCUAGGAGGGGAAGGGCCAUAGCCUUCAUUUCUAGGAGUGCUUUGAGAGAAACUGUAAACAGUGCUCUGGGGCUGGAGGCAAGUAAGGAAACUGCAUCAGGGGUGGAAGAGGAGCAGACCCAGAUCUGACCCCCUUCCGAGUCCACUGCAGCUGUGAGCAGGCUGCAGGGAGUGGACACAGUGCCAGAGAGAACUUAGCAGGCUGCGCCUGGUUGAGGGUUUUGGGAAGCUCAAUGGAAAGGAACACGUUCUGCUUCUGGCCCCUUCUGGUUGCUGUCAGCACGACUGACCUCCAGCAUCUGUGCUUCUCUUGGUCCCAAUCACUGCCCCUAAAUACGCAGCCAUCCUACUAGUUACCCAGUGUCCCUCAGACUUGGAUGGAGUUUCUGGGAGGGUGUGUCCAAAGGAUGCAGAUACUUGUAUACUUCGAGCCCCAUAGAGACCUAACCAAAUUUUUAAAAUACUUUUUACCAAAGGUGCUAUUUCUCUGUAAAACACUUUUUUUUUGCAAGUUGACUUUAUUCUUCAAUUAUUAUCAUUAUAUUAUUGUUGUUGUUUUUUAAUAUUUUAUUUUCUUGACUAGGUAUUAAGCUUUUGUAAUUAUUUUUCAGUAGUCCUACCAUUUCAGAGAUGGAAGGAGUUUGGGGUUCUUCCUGGUACAGAGACCUAUAUAACCCAGAUGCCCCCCACCCUGCCACAUACUACAUGCAGCCUAGAGUUCGCCCCCCUCGCUUCCGCGGGUCAGCUGUCUGCCAGAAGAGCAGGGGGUGCCUUCCGCGGGUCAGCUGUCUGCCAGAAGAGCAGGGGGUGCCUCAGAAGCAAGGAGAAGUAUCUUCAUACAAAGCUUUCAAGAUCCAAAAGUUAACUUGCUUUUAUUUAUUCUGAGAAGUUCAGGCAAGUCAGUAUUACGCAGGAUGGUCACAAGUGCAGCUAAGCAGGGCUUCAGAUAUCCCAGCUUACCAAUACGUUCAUUGAUCUACCGCUAACUAGAAGAGUGACUUUGGCCCUGCCUCCUUCUAUAUCUGGGCCUCAGUUUCCUCAGUGGGUUUGUAAGAAUGCAUUAACCUUUAAUUAAUCAAUGCAUUAACCAUUAAUUAAUGGAUUAAUGCAUUAACCAUUAGUGCUUUUAGUUUGAUAAAUUAAAAAUUCUGUGGUUCUGGUCAUGGGUCCAGCGGGAGACAGGUUCCUGUGAUUUUCCUUCUUCAGAAUACAUGAAACCUUGUUAGAACAAUAAGACAGCCAAAAACAAAAUGACAAAACCUGACCUCAGCCUGAAUGACCUUGCAGGUUGUGCUGGGGCGGGCAUAGAGAUCUCUGGGUAGAGCCUACCCAGUAAGAGAGUGGAAGGAGCCAUCCCACUUUGUCUUCACAUUGGCAUUUCAUGUUUAAUCUCUGUUUGGAAACAAAAAGAGCUUUUCCUUUAAAGAUGAGGAACAAAAGAAAUUUUCAAAUUCAAGAGGAGGGAAAAUGGAGACUGAAUCUUAAAACUGUGAUUGGGGAGAAGUCAGUUGUUCACAGUCAGCCCUGUGUCUUUUGACCUCUGUCAUUAAUAACCACACUCACCACCAUGUUUAAGAUGCAUUUGGAAUAACAAAGACUAAAAUUGUGACAUAAGAUCUCAUUUGCAGAAAGCAGAUUAAAGACCAUCAGAAGGAAAUUAUUUAGGCACAGGCAACUGGGAGAAACAUGUACCAAAAAUGGAAUUCCAUCUAAAUUGUUCUCGUUUGAAAGGAGAAAAUUCUACUUUGCUUAGCAUUUCAAGCUUUUAUGUAUCAUCCCAUUUAAAAACUCUCUUUAAACCCCACUUGUGCAGUCUGAAAUGCAGCUCCCUGUCCAAGUGCCUUGGAGAACUCACAGCAGCAUGCCUUAAUCAAAAGCUUUGCCAGCUCUUGGACACUAUGGGAGAGGGCAGGAGUACAAGUUUGUUUAAAGCAGGAAACCACAGUGUCUCUUCACUAGUCACAUUUAGAAUAGUGGUUACUAUCCAAGACUACUCUACCCUGCAACAUUGAAUUCCCAAGAGCAAAUCCACAUUCCUCUUGAGUUCUGCUGCUUCUGUGUAAGUAGGGCGGCUGUUGUCUGCACCAUGGAAUCACAUGAUCUGAGGACCAUUCAUGGAAAGCUGCUAAAUAGCCUUGUCUGGGGAGUCUUGCAUAGAGCUUUGCAUGGGGCAAACAAACAGGAUUAAAUUGGGUUCAGUUCCUUCAGCCCUCUAAAAGCAUAGGGCUUAGACUGCAAGCUUCCUUGGGCUUUCUGUGUGUGUGUGUGCGUGUGUGUCUGGUUUUAUAAACAUUACAGCAUCUGUUAAGAUCCAGUGUCCAUGGAAACCUUCCCACAUGCCAUGACUUUGGACUCUAUCACUGUUUUUAGAAAGCAGGGCUCCUUCACCUGCAAAUAAGCCCAUAUGGACAAGUCUUAAUGUCUUUCCUUUACACCUAUGUUUUUAAAUAGUCAAAUUUCAAGAAACACUUUGAACAAGUUUCUGUUGCCUGUGUGUUUGUGAAAAUGUAUUUGUAUUUAGUAGGCUUCCAUAUUGCAUUUAACUUGUUUUUGUUACUCCUGAUUCUUUUUUUUUCCCAGAUACUAUUGACAAAUAAAGAAAUUAAAGUAAUA
Molecule: messenger RNA, 3881 nt
Organism: Microcebus murinus (gray mouse lemur)
Lineage: Eukaryota; Metazoa; Chordata; Mammalia; Primates; Cheirogaleidae
Gene: FSTL1
Product: follistatin like 1
Biological process (GO): regulation of BMP signaling pathway; multicellular organism development; cell differentiation
Cellular component (GO): extracellular region
Molecular function (GO): protein binding; calcium ion binding
Source: RefSeq, a predicted model, not a curated record